AUGGAUCCCCUCAAGCAAUAUCUUCAUAUCCUGAAAGAAGAUAUUGCAUGGCACAAAUUCGUCGACGAUGGCCAGAAAUGGCCGUCCAGCGUGCGUGAGCUAUGUGGCGGACUACUCACAGCUCGACGGGUUCCACUCUGGGUAACGACGGGUCCCUAUCCUGCCGUUGAUCCUCGAACGGAACCCCUGCUGGAGGAAUUGCAAAACACAUUCAAAUCGCAUGCUGGCUCACUCGAGGAUGCGGUCUUCGAUCAGCAAUUACGGGGCAUGUUCGGGACCCUUCUCAGUGAUUGCGCCAGGUUGCGGAAUGUCAUUUCAUCCGAUAUUCUCUGUGGCAGCGCCAAUCCGAAGGAAUCAUUCCUGAUUGUCAUGAUAUCCAACGUGAUGUCCUCCGUGACAGCAGAUUUUUCCAUAGAUGAAAACGUUCUAGUCGCCUUGCCACGCUAUCGUGGCGGCGGGCUGAACGUACCUACGAGAUUCAUGUCGAAUUCCAUCCAGGUACCGCUUUUGAUGUCUGUUUUCGCGGAGAUUCCCGACGAUAACUCCAAUAUGGACGGAUCUGAUGCAAUGGUGAACGAUCCUGAUACUGACGAGGCCGACUCUGACGAAGAGUCACCCAACCCGGACACGGAGGAUGAAUCUAGUGAACCAUCCGAACCACCUCGGCCGGUUUCGGUCACUUCACCUAUGUCUAUGUCGACAUUUCUCUCCCGUUGCGCGAAGCCCGUUCUCAUUGAGGAAAGCGAUAGUGACUCAGAGUCGGUGUACGACCCCCCUCCACCGGCGGAGUUGAACGCACACAUCCUCGUGUAUCCGCCAUCGAGAGAACUGCCGAAGCGAUGCCCUCUGCCGUUUCUGUGCGUUGCGGAGGAAGAUGAUCUACCUCUCGUGAUGAUGGCGAUUCUCUACCAGCGACAUGUGUGGAAGAUUCACGAGCCUGUCGUUGGUGUCGGGUUUUCCAAGUAUGAUACCUCCAUCUCUUUCUACAUCGGAUGGUUGGACGAGGAUGCCGACAAAGAAGACUCAUUGCCUCGUGUACAUCUUGGUUCCUUAGGGCGAGACGGGUCCCUGGAUCUGGCCUCGCUUGAUGGAGCGUUUGCACUGUGUCAUGCUGCGUUGGCCUUGCAAGGACUAGUGGCGAAAACAUGUGGCGUUUCAGAAGCUACGGUCACGGUGGUCGCGGAGGAAAUACGGGACGGUUCCGUCUCUAUGUGGCGUCUGGAUACACAAGAAGACGUUAAUUCCGCUGACUCGUCUGAGGGCCAGCGUGACUGGAUUGAAGCGUGGGCAGAAGGCCUUGCCUACAAAUACCCUGCAACCACGAUGACUGACUCUAAGAAGACUGCAACGGCGGAUCCUAAGACUGCACAAAAGGCAAGAAAGAAGGGUUCAACGGACUCGUUGUCUGUUCCUUCAAUGGGCUCCUCCAGAUCUACUGAUUCUACGCCUUCGAGCCUGCCGAUGAUUGUCAUUCCAGAAGAGGAGGAAUCCAAACAGGAAGGCAAGAGUCAGGGCUCAAAGAAAUCUGCGUACAAACCGAUGUCAUGUUCUUCAUUCGCCGCUGCAGCUGCGAAGGUGGGGAAUAGCGCACUUAUACAUGGCUAUCUAUUCGAUAGAGGCGUAGUACUCUCUGCACUGUGUAAAAACUCCGUCAUCUUUUCGUUGUAUGAGAUUCAUGCAGGAGACGCGUGGCCGUCGCACUGGAAAACACUUAGUGAUAUACCCUCGGUUGAUCCCUCCCUUGAACCAUUCCGACGAGAGUUGUUUGCACAAGCGCAGAAACAUCAUGAACUCAGUGCCGUAGUGCCGCGGGAUGUACCCGCAGAGAUCCUUCCACUGCUGGAGGGAAGUCUAUCUCUGAUUCUUGCCGUGGCGAAGCGGGCGCAAAGGAAGGCCCGUUCAGUGAUUCCUCCAUCGGAGUCCGUUUGGCGUCAUGAUUUCGAUUCCCUUAUCUUUGACUUCUUCACCAAUGCGUUAAAUGGAACAAUCAGCCUGUAUUCUCGAAGCGGUCGCUCGAGUGAUGCGUCAAGGCUUCAACUCCCUGAUGACGACAGGGUUAUUCCAUCAACAGAGCGCAUGAUAUAUUUACCCAAGGCCGUUGAUAUGGACGAAACGUCUGCGAGAAACCUAUAUUCCUACAUUGGCGAUCUCCUUGGAAGAGCCCGUGACCUGGAGGAAAUAGCACAGGUCCAGAUUAUAACUCAUGAGCUCGAUUGGUCGAUAUAUCGCAGGAGGGAUGGAUACGCGUUGGAGCGUCUCAAAGAAGAUCCUUAUCGGGCUAUUUGCGAUGCUCUCGGGACAGUCUCGAUUGACCUUCCAGUGAGACGGGAGUCUCUCGCGGCCGUGCAGUUGGUGGCCACAGGAUCGCCCAAAGCCCCAUAUAUGGGCGCAUACGAAGACAAUGAAUCCAUGCCUCGUACGAAUGCAUUAAAUGGAACAAUCAGCCUGUAUUCUCGGAGCAGUCUGUCGAGUGAUGCACCAAAGCUUCAACUCCCUGAGGACAACAGGGUCAUUCUGUCAACGGAGCGCAUGAUACAUUUACCCAAGGCCAUUGCUAUGGACCAAAGGUCUGCGAGAAACUUAUAUUCCCACAUUGUUGGUGGGCCCAACUCCGGUGAAACUUAUGACGAGAUGAUGAGGCAGCGGAUCGGAUGCAACGAAGAUCUCCUUGAACAAGCCCGUGACCUGGAGGAAAUAGCACAGCACCAGAUUCACAAUCAUGCGUUCGAUUGGUCGAGAUAUCGCAGGAGGCAUGGAUACGCAUUGGAGCGUCUCAAAGAAGAUCCCUAUCGGGCUAUUUGCGACGCUCUCGGGACGGUCUCAAUCGAUCUUCCAGUGAGACGGGAGUUUCUCGAGGGCGUGCAGUUAGUGGCCACAGGAUCAUCAAAAGCCCCUUACAUCGUGGGCUUGCACGAAUCCAAGGAAUCCCUUGAUAUGCCUAUUUUAUCUGGCGCAGCUCCGAAUCAAUUGCAGAAACGACUAUAUUCGUCCGCUCGGGCCCUAGAAACAGUGCCGGAGGUAGAUGACCCAGACCAGGCUUUACCUUCGAAUCUGGGCAUCCCACACUCCACCGGGAAAGGUCUUCCUCCUCGAAACCCUCCGAAAACUGCCUCGCUACCGACUCGCGACUAUGCCAUUACCGCGAGCUCCGUCUGUGAAACCGAUCAUCUGUAUGAAAAUGCAGAGGCACGUGCAUAUCUCGACGAGAAUCUUGAGGCCAUAUCCAAGCGACUCGAGGUGCUGACGGCAGGACAGAGAAAGAAUGCAAAAGUCAAGAAUCCUGUCUCAGUUCUGGAACUACCCGUGUUUAUGAUGGAAUACAAGAAGCAGGAUACAGAUAUUGGCAAGGGAGAAAAUCAGCACAGGCUGGCUUGCGCGUCGGCAGCGACAUUUCUUGACGUGCUGGGGCUGACCAAAAAGCCUGUUUUCAGUGGACUUACUAAUGGCCCGAGGGUAGCACUUGCGGCUGCUUGGAGUAGCGAUGGAUUCAUAGAAAUUUUCGAGCGGCAGACUCGUACCAUGGACAUCUCUACGGCGUUGGGAGCCUUCCAGUUUGCCAGCGUCCUAGCCAGACUUGCUAUCGUUUAUUCAAAAGAUCUUGUGGAUACUUUUGAUGAGAUGUCUAAACCUCUUCUCAUCAAACAACUCAAUGAUCGGGAGUUCGAGAAGCCUGACAGCAAGCUGCAGUGGAAACAACCUGUGCCUCCCAAAUCCGAGAGAGGGGAAUCCGAAGAUGCUACGAGACAGCCAGUUUAG
This is a messenger RNA of Sparassis crispa, 3756 nucleotides long. RefSeq lists its product as hypothetical. The transcript has 14 exons. The record is from RefSeq and is a predicted model, not a curated record. The coding region runs from base 1 to 3756 and encodes 1251 amino acids. Lineage: Eukaryota; Fungi; Basidiomycota; Agaricomycetes; Polyporales; Sparassidaceae.